Messenger RNA from Phlebotomus argentipes, 384 nucleotides. It is a transcript of the gene Svip, whose product is annotated as small VCP/p97-interacting protein. Gene Ontology annotation, cellular component: endoplasmic reticulum membrane. Lineage: Eukaryota; Metazoa; Arthropoda; Insecta; Diptera; Psychodidae. Bases 135 to 368 code for a protein of 77 amino acids. The transcript has 3 exons. Gene Ontology annotation, biological process: negative regulation of retrograde protein transport, ER to cytosol; positive regulation of autophagy; negative regulation of VCP-NPL4-UFD1 AAA ATPase complex assembly. The record is from RefSeq and is a predicted model, not a curated record.
UUUGCCGUUCUGAAGUUUGGAACGAGAAAUUGCUGUGCAUUUUUGAGGAUUCUCUAAGUAAAGUUUUGUAGAAGCACAUCCUCUCAGGUAAACCUUGAUGCCUUAAGUCUGAAGCCAGCGAUAUACAAUAGAAAAUGGGUAUUUGCUCAUCUUGCUUUGGAGGAUCCUCAGAGGAGUUGAUCGAGACUCCGAGUGUUGAAGCGCGUCGUCAACUGCAAAUUGAAGCGGCCGAGAGAAGACGCCAGGAGAAUGAGAGCAGAGGAAUAAAAGACGUGGAGAAAGUGAGGAGACAGCAGAUGUUGCAGGAAAAGAGGGACAAUCAGCAGGCAGCGAUGGGAGAACCUGUCCUGAAAUGGCAAGCUGACUAAACCUCAGCGAGAGAGG